AUGGCUCGUAUCCAAUUCCUCGCUAUUGCCCUGGGCACUGCUCUCAGUGCUCAAGCCACGUCUCUCGAUGUCGAUGUCAACGCUGUCGGUGCGAAUCUUAAUUUGGAGUUAUCCUUGGACGAUACUAUUGCUCUGUGGGAAAACACCUGGCCCAAAGUGGCUCAAUACGUUCCCGGUAUCACCUGUGUUCUAGGUGAUGCUGCCGCCCAGAAGAACACCUCUACCGGUGAGCUUGAGGGUUGCGCGGUUAUCCAGAAUGAAUUGUCCACCCAUUUCCCUGGUGUUCAGUGCACUGGCAACCUCGACGAAGAAACUUUGAGGAAGGGACUCGAGGUAUCCGCCGAAGUUCAGGUCGGUACGACUGAGCUUUCACUCCGAAGGCAGGAUCCUGGCUUGAGUGCAGCAAUCGAUAGGGCGGACCAGGAAAAAGAUAGGCAGAUUGAUCAAAAGAGCAGAUCAGCUCUUUUGACUUGUGCUGCCGCUCCCCAUCCUGGAAAUUGCUACACAUGCGUUAGUGGCGCGGCGGGUGCAGCUAUCGGUAGUGUGGGCGUAUGCGGUGCAGCGGCACACGUUGCACUGAAAUCUUCACCUACUACCAGUGGCUUGGUUUUUGUUGCACUUGCCGCCUGCGGACUUAAAGCCAUUGGAGACUUGGGUAAUUCCAUCUCUGGUUGCCCACUCAGGGUAAGUUAUCAAUUUUAUAUCUCUCCAUGA
Bipolaris zeicola 26-R-13 is the source of this 714-nucleotide messenger RNA. RefSeq lists its product as uncharacterized. The record is from RefSeq and is a predicted model, not a curated record. The coding region runs from base 1 to 714 and encodes 237 amino acids. The transcript has a single exon. Lineage: Eukaryota; Fungi; Ascomycota; Dothideomycetes; Pleosporales; Pleosporaceae.